AUGUUCCCAACAGGCUCAGACUGCACGGUAUACGCUGUGAAGCACCUCCUUACCCACAGCGAGCAGAGCAGAGGGAGAGUGAGCUACUUCAGGAAGAAGAAAAGUAAUGAGAAUAAUGAGAGGUCCACACAAUUCACAGGUAUAGCUGCAGAGGUAGGACGGAUUGAGACGGAGGAUCUGUCCGGUUGCACGAGGUGGCAGCAGGUUUGGGGAGGACGGGAACACCGUCUGGAGCAAGGGAGUCCUCUUAAAUGCCAACUGGGAAUAUCAGCGCCCACCAGUGGGGUCCUCAGCCUGCGUGUGAGAUGCAGAGCCAUUGAUAUCAUAGCCAUUGCCGUGGCCAUUGCCGUUGCCUUUGCUGUGACCAUUCCCGUACUUUCUGUAGCGUGGUCCCUCCACCUCUGGCCCUUCCUGUCCCUCCUCUGCCAUCUCAAAGGCCUUGCGUUUCAGAGGCACUCCUGUGUCGGAGCUCCCUCCGAGGCUGUGGGCUGA
This is a messenger RNA of Menidia menidia (Atlantic silverside), 492 nucleotides long. The record is from the annotation of a GenBank genome assembly. NCBI's taxonomy places the organism in Eukaryota, Metazoa, Chordata, Actinopteri, Atheriniformes, Atherinopsidae.